AACAAGAUGGCCGCGCCCGGUCGUUCUCGCAGCUCGCUUGUUUACGAAUCGAGAGGCCCAGUUGCCGAAGUCCCGUAGAACCCACAGCUUAAAGCUUCAGGCUCGUAGUCUAUCUCCCGAUGUCCCGUGUCCACUGCAGUUAAGCAUGCCCGCACAGCAGAGCGUAAAAUCAUGGCGCCUGGCGCACGUCCUCAUCUACCUGUGUUGCAUCGCGACUUCACUCGGAGCCCUACUCAGUUAUCGCAACCUGAACGCGCUCCUGCAGAACAACGUGAACAAAUGCUUGUUGUACGCGAAGCCCUCGGUGGAAAAGCAAGAGGAAGGCCCGUGUCACUUCGAUCUCCUGGGCUCGGAGUGGAGCAGCGACCUUCUCUGUGACUACGUGUUUUUCGCCAUCCUGGCGUCAUUUGUCUACGGCAUCAUCGCCGUCUGGUUUUUUCUCAUGUGCGCGCCUUCGUCCAGAGGAACACCGGAUGACAAGUUCGGAAAUGGGACAGUUUUUUCUGAACGGAUGCUGAGCAUCGUUAGCGUGUGGAAGAUAGUGCCGCCUGCGGCCUUCUUCAGUGCCCUGCUGAUGCUGUUCACGGUCAUCAUGGCUUGGAAGGUCUCUGGGGGCCUCAAUGCCGUUUUCUCCGACCCUGAAUUUCUGGAUGCAGUCAGCAGAAACUGCACUCUGACGAACCCUUCGGUUCCUUGGGACAGUGGCACCUUUGCGACUGUGCGUAGCCAGCGGCUCAUGGCUCAGGUCUUCAUCUGGCUGAUGGCGCUCAGCUGGAUCCUGGCGACGUCCACUCUGGUGUGCCGUUGCACAACGGCCGCAGACUUCGUCAACACGCCCGAGAAUCGGUACCAGCCUCUGGUCCAGGAUCUGUCAAGCACUUCCACUUACCAGACCUCGCUCAGCGUGUGAAGCGUUCCGACCUCUUCGCCGCCCAAGCAUGUUUCGCUCUGUGUUGCUUGAGAUUUGUUAAGGGCUGGCACCUACCUUUUUUAUAUGAGGUCGCACCAUGUGGAUCCUACACACACGUAUCUUUUUCGUCUAGUCGCGCAACAUGCUCAUGCAGGAGUGCAUGAGCCCGCCUUCCCAGCGGAGUUUGUUUAUUCUCCGACAUAUUUCUCUGAUGUGUCAUGAGCUGGGCUCUUCAUUUGUGGUACUGAUGCUACUUAGCGGUUGUUUUAUUAUACCUUUUAUGUAUAGGUCAACAAUAUAACAUUUAGUUUAUAUCUAAGUAAUUUUGAUUUGGAAGUGGCAGGAAGAGCCACAAACAUUUGACGAUUUGCCUGACUCUUGCAUCUUCGAGUGACUUGCAUUGUGUUGUGUAAUGGUAGCUGUUUCAUUUGGUGCAGUGUGUUGCUAUAAGUGCUGGAAAGAUUAGAAAAGGAUGCACAACACUAUCUUGAAUAGU
Messenger RNA from Ixodes scapularis (black-legged tick), 1406 nucleotides. RefSeq lists its product as uncharacterized. The transcript has 6 exons. The coding region runs from base 146 to 910 and encodes 254 amino acids. Lineage: Eukaryota; Metazoa; Arthropoda; Arachnida; Ixodida; Ixodidae. The record is from RefSeq and is a predicted model, not a curated record.